This is a messenger RNA of Ectocarpus sp. CCAP 1310/34, 2309 nucleotides long. The record is from the annotation of a GenBank genome assembly. NCBI's taxonomy places the organism in Eukaryota, Phaeophyceae, Ectocarpales, Ectocarpaceae.
AUGCUGGCCCUCCCAGUCCCUCCAAUCCUCAAGGCUCACCUCCAGAUCAGCUCGGUGCACUUCUUUGCACACUCGAACGCCACCGCGGUGUGCGGGCACGGGGGUUUCGGUGGCGGCGGAGGCUUCGGCCACCACGGCAUCGGGGGCGGCUACCACCACGGCCCGGGAGGGUUCGGGGUAGGCCUCGGCGGCAUAGGAAUGGGGAUCAGCGGCGGCUACGGCAUGGGGGGGAUGGGCGGGUACCGCGGGUACGGCGGCGGCCACCACGGCUACCGCGGCUCGGCCAUGAGGCUGCCUUGGAUGGGGGUGCUGGCGGCGACGGCGGUAGCCAGCGGCGCGGCGGCGGCGUACCCCAGGGGCGCCAGAAGCCAGGUCACGUGGAAGGAGGGGAGCAAGCAGGUGUCCGCGCAGGUCGGAGGCUUGACGGUCAACGUGGCCUGUGCUCAAAACCUGAAGAGCGUGUCGACCAUGAGCACCCAAGAUCCGUACGUCAAGGCUAAGCUUCUCGUCGACGGAUACCAGGUCUCCGAGGUGAAGAGCGGGACGCACAAUAACGGCGGCCGGAACCCCAGCUGGGCCGGGAGGAACAACUUCUUCACCUUCUACGUGCCUUCGAACGUUCCGCUCCGGAAGCUGGCGGUCGUGCUGGAGAUCUACGACUACAACACCAUGUCCGCCGACAAGAUGAUUGGCACCUGCGGGAAGAUUCCUCUCCAGGGGAUCGCAGACGGGAAGAUGCGGUGGUGGACCGUAACGAGCGGGGGGCAGCUGCAGGCCUCUGUCUUCUCUGACGUAAAGUUUAACAGCACCAAGGCAUCCAAGUCCGGUGGUCAGAAGCAGCACCAGAAGAAGAACAAGCACAAGCACAAGAAAAAGACCAAGACCAAGACCAAGUACCACUACGGCGGCGGCGGCGGCGGCGGAAGCCGGAACGAGUACAACAACUACGUAAACGGCAUGAACAACGCCGGCCGGAACCACGAGGUGCUGCCGUACGAGGCCUGGGCCAACGGCCGAUACAGGGACAACCGCAGAAGGGAGAGCAGCAGCAGCAGCAGCAGCAGCAGUAGCAGCAGCAGCGACAGCGACAGCGAAUACGGCUACGGCCGCAAGCACCAAUACGGCGGCGGAGGGAGCCGGCAUGGCUACGGUGACAACCGCGGGCACACCAAAUACGCCGCCCCCGCUGGCAGUAACGCCGGCUACGCACCACCCACAGCCCUUCCCCCUUAUACGUAUGGCGCUGGCGGAGCCCCCGCGAACUUUCAGUCGCCGGACUACCGCCCGCCCGCAACUGCACCUUCUGCGCCCCCGGCGUACCCGGCGACGGCUUACCCGCCGGCUGCGAGUGCACCGGGACAGCCGCAGGCUCCGCCGCCGUACCCUCGCGCCACCGCGCCGCAACAGGGCGGGGUGUACUACAGCCAGCACGCAAGCAAGACGUAGCUCGGCAGAGUGCCUUGGAGCAAAGCCCUUGGCGAAGCGAUGGCAAGAGACGGUCGCGAUCACCGGGAGUGUGACGGGGCCUAGUGUGGCGGUAGGAAGUCUGUCUCUCUUUGUGAUGUUUUUCGGCAGGUGUUCUUGAGGAGCUCCAGUUUCUAUGCUGCCUAAAUGGGCGGUCUCGUUGUCACCGUUAUUGGGUGACCAAGUCAGACCGUUGUUGAGGGCAUUCCCCGCAUCACCCACGAUGAUCCAGUGUUGGGACCAAGAUCGAACCUGUCCCGAGGCCGAUAUAAGCCUUUUCCAGAUGGUUUUUGGUGCCGCUCGUGCCAUCUGGGUUGCAGAAGGACAGCGUAGUCUCUGGUUUUCAUAUAGUCUCAAGUUUGUCGACAGGGAAUGUAGAUGUCUGGCCAAAUCCCCACAUGGACCCUUGAGACGAUCAAGCACGUUUUGUUUCGAUUGGGGUGUUGCGGCUUUCGGAGAGUAUAUAAAACGGUGCAAGGGUCAAUCGGAGGUUGGGGAUUUAAUGAGAUAGAAUGGUAACCCUAUUUUGGACAAGCAGAGUGCACGGAAGUCAUGUGGGCAUAACUCGUUGUAACUACCCCCAGAUCGGUGGGGUUUGCAGCGCAGACUCCUCACAUUUUUGCCCUUUUUUCUGAGAUGACGUUGACUGAGGAGAGCAUUGGCCUUUCGGAUCUCGUCCAAGGAUUUCUGUUGUUCGGUAUGUACGUUGUUUGGGGCGGGGCGUGAGUUUCGCGAAUCUUUUUGUAACUGGGCGUAUUUACGUGAACGAGACAUGUUCCUUUGCUAAAGACAUAUUUUACAAUACCCAUGUUGCAAAUGCUUCAAGCGGUGCUACCGGAAUUGUG